AAACUACCAAGAGGAAUGCAGCACUGCAGGGCUGCACCACAUGGCCGUGCCAGACUUCAAUACAUGGAGCUGUUCUGAAGUCUCCGAGACGAGCUGAGGGGCAUAUUGAGAUGAAUCUGCCAAGAUGUCGGGACUGGAGUUUUUUAUGGAUGGUGGAGCGACCUUUGCAGGACUCCUCUCUGCAGGAGCCGCACUUGUCGGUUACAAGCAGCAGAAAGAAGAUGACUCCGAACUUGUGGAUGAUGAGGAGGAGCUGGAGCGUUUGCGCAAGAACCUAGGUGAAGCUUGUAUUUCGGCAUGUGCAGCUCAUUCCGCGAUCACAGCAGCUUGGGGGCAACCUCUUUCUCUCUUCAAAGCAGAAGGCAGCCAACUUCAAGUUCAGUGGCUCAAAGUUCUGGAAUUUGCCCAAGCCUUGGUUGAAAAGGCUGCAGAGUUGGAAGAUUUGGCUGACGUCUACGAUGCACAGUUGCAUUUGGCCAUUACUCAGCAUCGAAGCCUGCGAAGGACUCCAGUGCAUGUGCUGGAAGGCAAGUUGGAUGAAAUUAGUUUGCUUUUGACUUCGCAGAUUCCGGCGGUCGUUUUUGCCAAAGAAGCCAAUACUCAUGGAGACGUGACUAGACUUCAGUCCGCCUUGGCAGCGAGAUGCCACCAGGACAGUGAGGCUGAGGGCAAAUCCUUGACAGCCUCCGAGGAGUUGCCCUUGGCCAUCCUACAAGAUCGGAAGCUUUUAGGCGAAUUGUGGCGAGUUGGGCCAGGGCGAAUGGAAGUGCUGGCACGAGCUAUUGCGCGACGCACUGGCAGGACGCCCAUGCCAGAGGGUCCUACAGAAUACUCCUCUUAUGUGGCGGACUACUUGUGAGGGCGCGGAGCGGGAGCGUGUGGAGCGGCUGACUGGAAGGGGUCGCCGUGUGCGUGGGAGCUGGGAGAAGCAAAAAGGUUGCGCGCAGCAAUGGACAGCCUGUCGGGAAGGUCAUGCAUUCUGCAAGAGUCAGUCUUUUUGACAAGCUUUGUUACUUUGCAGCUGUGAUUGGGAAUGCGGUACUGUCAAGAAGCAGCGAGGUAAAUGUUCC
This is a messenger RNA of Durusdinium trenchii, 1070 nucleotides long. The record is from the annotation of a GenBank genome assembly. Lineage: Eukaryota; Dinophyceae; Suessiales; Symbiodiniaceae.